Molecule: messenger RNA, 496 nt
Organism: Astrephomene gubernaculifera
Lineage: Eukaryota; Viridiplantae; Chlorophyta; Chlorophyceae; Chlamydomonadales; Astrephomenaceae
Source: the annotation of a GenBank genome assembly
CAACGCUUUUGCCAGCAGUGUGGCAAAUUCCAGGACCUUUCGGACUUUGAUGGCAGCAAAAGGUCCUGCCGUGCGCAGCUGGCGCGUCACAGCCUGCGUCGCAGGAUCAAACUCUCCCAGCUGAAAACGCAGGAGAACCCGGGUGACAUUGACGGCGGCAGCGACAAUGCGGCAUUAGCCGUGCCGCCGGCAGCGGGCAGCUUGCGGCAGCCGGACGGCGCUGCUCCUCAGCUUCCGCUGGCCCCCACUCUAGAUCUGGCAGCACCUGGAGGCCGCAGCAGCACCGGCGGCGGCGCAGUCAGGCUUACAGUGGGCGGUGCUUGUGCUGGGCUGGAUUUGGGAGGUGUGAGUAUGGGGCUGUCGCUGGGGUUGGUGCGGCGACACGAGGGCGGCAGCAGCAGUGGAGCCGCGCGGGGGGAGCCAGGGCCGCCGGCGUCCAAGGGGCCCUCACGAGAGGGCACGAGCAUGGGACACCGACAUGGAAGCGGUACGGAGG